UAAUCAGACAAACAGAACACUGUCACUAAUUCUGUCAAUCAUCAAGCUUGGUUCCCUGAGCAGUCGCAUGCCUGAGCAAUCAGUGGAGAGACGGGCCCUCUCACUGCCGUCCAAGCAUUAACACACAGUUAUAAAGUAACCUGUGGGGACAGUCACCAUGGAAACUUGCCUCAUUACGCCAAAACCAAGAAAUAUAAAGCGAGAGAGGGGGGCACGCACCUGCCAUUUCACACACAACUUUGCCAGAGUUUCAUUUUGUACAGUUCAGUAGAACUAAGGGGGAAUACUCUUUGUUUGGGUUAAGUCAAAACUUACUCCAAACUAUUUAAAUGGACUAAAUCCAAGUGGACAUUUUUGAAGAGUACCUACUGUCAUCUUCAGUAUUACAUAUUCAAGCAUAUCUGUGGACCCCAUUCAGAUGGAGUGGAAGAAUUAGGCCUGGAUUGCACCUUGGAAAGCAAGUCAAGAAAUGGAGUCUAAUGCAGAUCCUUGAAGAACUUAUUUUGAUAUAUAACUAAAUUUCGCUGGGAGUGUAAAUGCACCAUGGGGAGCAGCAACUCCAGGCCAAAGAUUUGCCAGGUUGCGCCAUCUCAUUGUCCACCAAUGGAGGAUAAGCCUUCCCUGUUUCCAACCUCACCAUGGAUGAUUACUGCUGUUAAUGGCACAGAGAUGCAAGAGAAAGGGAUUGUGGGACAGAAGUCGUCCAACCGUCUGCCUCCUUUGACAGGAAGACACGCAAUACCUAAUUCUGUUCAUUUAGAACCAGGAUCUCAGAGUGUCUGUGAUAAAACUGGUCACAGCAUUAUUAAGUCUCAUCCACCACAACCAGCAAAGGGAUGGCAACCAAUGACCCAUGUUAUAGGGGCUGACGUGAAACCUGUCAAACACACAUGCAAGACAUACAAAACGGCAGAGUCUGAGGACAGGGAAUGGAGAGAUGGGCCUGUCCACUGCUAUUCCACUCCCAGCCUGGGAGGGCACUGUGGCACAAGCAAAACACUACAGGGACACAUGAAAGGUCUCCUGCUGGCACAGACGAUGCUCAGUCGCCAAGCAACCAAGAAGCGGCAAGCUCAGCAGAGGUGCUUUAGGGAAAGUCGAAGGAAACAGAAGAGAGUGUACACCUCUUGUCCGGAAGGAGAUGAGAGGGAAGGAAGGCAGAGGGUUCGGCUUGUGUCCAGGCCAAUGCAACAAAACAUCUUCUGGGACGAAUCUGAAGGACAGAUUCUAGACAUAAGGGAGCUAUUACAGCCAAGUCCACGGUAGAGGUCUGGGGAAGGAAUAUUGCCAAAAGAACUCCCCGAAUUCCCAAAGGUGCAGAACAAAUCUGGACAAAAGUCUGACAGGAACUGCGCAGAGGUCUUGUGAUGCAAACGUGAAGUUACCUCGGUGAACUGAAAAACAAGU
Molecule: messenger RNA, 1407 nt
Organism: Labeo rohita (rohu)
Lineage: Eukaryota; Metazoa; Chordata; Actinopteri; Cypriniformes; Cyprinidae
Exons: 6
Coding region: 544-1266 (240 amino acids)
Source: RefSeq, a predicted model, not a curated record